Molecule: messenger RNA, 1652 nt
Organism: Selaginella moellendorffii
Lineage: Eukaryota; Viridiplantae; Streptophyta; Lycopodiopsida; Selaginellales; Selaginellaceae
Product: sphingosine kinase 2
Exons: 10
Coding region: 128-1570 (480 amino acids)
Biological process (GO): sphingosine biosynthetic process
Cellular component (GO): cytoplasm; membrane; intracellular membrane-bounded organelle
Molecular function (GO): kinase activity
Source: RefSeq, a predicted model, not a curated record
UUAGGUCUUCGGAUUGGUGAGAGAAUGGGCGCGAUCCAUGGCGCUGGAGCUCGAGAUCCAUGGCGCUGGAGCUCGAUUCGGGGGAAAUCUUGAUGAUUUCGAUGGGAUUUUGACAGGAUUGAGCUAGAUGGACAAGGAUAGAGUCGUGGUAGCGCAGCUCCUGCUGGAUGGAACGCGCGUCAAGGCGUCUUUCAGCUCCUCGGGGGUGCUGAAAUGGGACGGCCAUGGGAUCAGCGCCGGGAGCCUCAUCGUCCAGAAGGACAUUCUGGGAUUCACGGACAAGCCGAUCACGAUCGUGCUUCACACCUUCCAGUUUGCGAGCACGGGGUGCUGUGGAGGCAAUCAGCGCAAGAGGAAGGACGUGACCUUGGAAUUCGAGCAGCGGGAGGCGUACAAGCUGUGGUGCGAUGCCAUCCAAGAGUGUUUGGAUCGAUCAGGGAGGCCGAAGAGAUUGGUCGUUUUUAUCAAUCCCUUUAGUGGCAAAGGAGAGGCAGAAGAAGUCUACAAGCGCGAUGUUUUGCCACUACUCGCGGCAGCUCGGAUUGAGGUCACGAAAAAAGUGACUCAAUUCCAGCUUCAUGCGAGAGACAUGGCCAAAUCAAUGAAUAUCGCGCAGUACGAUGGAGUUAUAUGCGUUAGCGGUGAUGGGAUUUUAGUGGAGGUGUUAAACGGGCUUUUAGAAAGGCCAGACUGGGCUCGAGCAAUCAAGAUGCCGAUUGGAGUCGUACCCGCAGGUUCUGGAAAUGGCAUGGCUAAAUCCUUGUUAGAUGCUGCUGGCGAGCCUUGCAAUGCUCGCAAUGCAACUUUCGCUAUAAUACGCGGUCACACACAAGCGGUUGAUGUCGCCACGGUUGUACAAGGACAAACAAAGUUCUACAGCAUUCUCCUACUGACAUGGGGAUUUGUCGCGGACGUGGACAUUGAAUCCGAAAAGUAUCGGUGGAUGGGAGGUUUGCGUUUCGACUUUUACAGCUUGAUACGCAUCUUACGCUUGCGGCGGUACAACGGUGUUUUCGCCUACGUUCCGGCGCCUGGAUACGAGGACAUAGGAGCACCUUACAAUGGCGAGCUCGACGGCAUGAAAGUCGAGUGUGACGACGAGAGAAGGGGACGCGCCGCGACCGGCUACUCGGGACCGGUUUCCUCGUCGCUGAGAAGCGACUGGAGGGUGAUGGAGGGAGCAUUCGUGAUGGUUUUGCUGCAAAACGUUCCUUGGGCUAGUGAGGACUUUAACUCCGCCCCCGAGUCCAAGUUUGCAGAUGGAUUUCUAGACCUCAUUGUUCUCCGGGACUGCCCUCGAUACAAGCUCAUCGGCCUCCUUACGAGCAUACAGCAAGGGAAAGCGGUGGAAUCCAAGUAUCUCACGUAUCUCAAAGUGAAAGCUUUCCAAAUAGCUCCCGGUGGAAGAGUGGGGAGCCGGAUCCAAGGAGGAUACAUCGACGUGGAUGGCGAGGUUGUGACGAGAGGCUGGGGCGCCGUGGGCGAUGGUAAAGGAGACCCCAUGUCCUAUGGUCCGACCAUUGAGGUCUGUGUGGAGCAAGGUUUGGCCACUCUUUACUGUCCGCCAUAGACUUCUCCUCUAGGAAUUUCCAAUAACCUGUACAGGAUCCAUUACUUAAAGAUCUGUAGAAUAUGCUAGGCAUUCUUUUGUG